Lachancea sp. 'fantastica' is the source of this 972-nucleotide messenger RNA. NCBI's taxonomy places the organism in Eukaryota, Fungi, Ascomycota, Saccharomycetes, Saccharomycetales, Saccharomycetaceae. The record is from the annotation of a GenBank genome assembly.
AUGCGGGCGUUGGACGGGCGUAACGGCAGCUUCAGCAGCAGCGGCGACAGUAAUGGCAAUACCACUAAUUAUACCAAUGGCAUCAGAUCCCAUAGCCAGACAGGACCUUCAACGGCUAUGCCAGGACUAGCACCACCGUUGUCACAAUCGCAAUUGGUAUUCCCGCCGGCAUUCCCACACCCUUCAGUGCAGACAGCCAAUGAACCUCCAGGAUGGCCAUCGGAAAUGCCGUCUGCUGCGUGCGGCCCGGAAUCCGCUUCCAAAGGGACCACAGGUAGACAGUACAUGGUGGCACAUCCGUUCACAGCCACACCGGUGUGCUCCACUACUUCUCGUAAUGGCAGCAUUGUAGCCGGACCGCAGAUAUCACCACGCGAGGUGUAUCCACCCCAUUCGCUGCCUUCCCUACAGCAUCAAAAUCAGCAUCAGCAUUCACAUCCACAUUCACAUCCACAUCCACAUCUAUUCCCACCUCUGGCACAACAAACACACCGUUUCCGUAGUUGGAGUGGAGCUGGCGAUGGAGCCGUUCCAAACGACAACAACGAGAAUCCAGCCUGGAUGACUGACAAAGAGUUCGCUACAACAACGUUCCGUUGCAACUUAUGCGUAAAGUCAUUUAGGCGUCGUUCGUGGCUCAAAAGGCAUUUAUUGUCGCACUCGAGUUUCAAGCCACAUGGCUGCCCAUGGUGUCAGAGCCGUCACAAGCGACGCGACAACCUUUUCCAGCAUAUGAAGACGAAGCACCCGCGAGAAGUACUUCAAGAACUAUACAAAACGGGCAAUUGCGUCAAUAUGUCAGAUAUCGAGCAGUUCAUGUCUUCGGGUCCUCUUUUUGAGGAUGGUGCAACCGGCAUAACUGGACCCAGCAUCCGGACUUUGGUCGAACAAGGCCGCGUCCGUAAAGAUCGAGUUAAAAUUGUACUUAAUGAGCUGGCAACGAGGUUCAACGGAGAAGACACAGACGAAUAG